Messenger RNA from Salarias fasciatus (jewelled blenny), 4803 nucleotides. RefSeq lists its product as uncharacterized. The transcript is spliced from 3 exons. The coding region runs from base 1 to 4803 and encodes 1600 amino acids. NCBI's taxonomy places the organism in Eukaryota, Metazoa, Chordata, Actinopteri, Blenniiformes, Blenniidae. Gene Ontology annotation, biological process: DNA integration. The record is from RefSeq and is a predicted model, not a curated record. Gene Ontology annotation, molecular function: nucleic acid binding.
AUGGAGGAGGAACUAAAGGAGCUGAAGGAGUUAGUUCUGCAGUUAAAAGCAGAUAAUGAGAGGCUGCGACAGGAACAGGCUGCAGCAAGGCCUGGUCCAAGCACUGCCUUGCCUACUACUUCUGCUCCUUCCACUUCCAGUAUAUCCAUGACUGAGAGGCUGGUUUUUGUCCCUCGUGACCGGAAAUGCCCCAUGUUUAGAGGGAAGUCAGGGAUGGGGUUGAACGAGUGGAUUGAGGAGGUUCAGGCCUGCAUGAGGGCGCGCCAUUUGUCCACAUCCGACCAGGCAUUCUUUGUGUUCGACCACCUCGAAGGGGAGGCAAGGGAAGAAAUCAAAUAUCGUCCUAGCGCAGAGAGGGAUGACCCAGAUAAGAUAUUUGCGGUUCUACAGGAACUGUACGGUUGUUCGGAGUCUUACGUAGCUCUGCAGGAGGCAUUUUUCUCCCGGCGGCAGCAAGAAGGAGAGACACUCCACGCGUUUUCCCUCGCACUGAUGAGUCUUAUGGCGUCGGUGAAAGCGCGUGCACCUAUCCUCUUCUCCUGCACCUCUGCCGUCCAGCCGGCAAUCCCGCUCUGCUCAGGACCCGGAAAACUAGCACCCGCCGAAUUGCAGAGCCACAAUUCGGGGGGAGUAGCCACUGGCUCAGGGGUCGUUUUCAGUGGGGUAGGGGAGGCUUUGAAGCUCAUGUCGGCUUGUCCACAGGUAGAGGUGAGCAUGGGAGAUGUUAGUGUUCCUUGCCUUUUGGAUACUGGGUCCAUGGUGUCUACAGUCACUGAAAGCUUCUUCCUUCAGCAUUUUGAGCCCUGGGGUUGGGAGAGGCUUCAGUCUUGCCAUUGGCUGCAGCUCAGAGCUGCCAAUGGAUUGGCUAUCCCCUACAUCGGCUACCUGGAGCUCGAUGUCAAGCUCUGUGGGAAGGUAAUGCCACGAUGUGGGGUGUUAGUGGUGAAGGACCCUCCUGUAAGUGGGGCCUCUCAGCCCCCUGGUGUCUUGGGGAUGAACAUCAUUCGCAGAUGCUACCGAGAGCUGUUUAGCCAGCAUGGGCUGGAGUUUUUUGAUUUGCCCUCGGUAGCUGAGGCACCAGAACCGGUCAUGCGGGCACUGCAAAAGUGCCAUAAGGCCAGUGGGCAGGCCCCUAGGGAUGUCACGGGCAGGGUGAAGGUCAGAGGCAGGAAGGCUUGUCGUAUUCCUGGUGGUACAAUGAAGAUUGUGGUGGGCACAUGUGCAGAACAGCACUCGGGGUCUAGCGCAUUGUUUGAACCCCUUGAGUCUGGCCUCCCAGCCGGACUACUUGCCUCGCCGUCCUUGGUCCGAGUGGUAAGAGGCACAGCCUACGUUCCCAUUGUAAACGUGGGCUCCUCGGCUGUCCUGCUUUACCCGCGUACAGUUGUUGGCACUUUACAUGAAGUUCGAGUGGUCAGCCUACCUGUGGGAAUCACAGAGGUUCCAUCCAGUGUAGCCACGGUGGCCUCCCAGGUAAUCUCCCCCACAGUGCAGGAGCAGAUAGCGGCCAUCGACCUGUCUGGCUUAGCCGUGGAUGAGCAAGGCAAGGUGAGGUCUCUCCUACAGAGGUACGAGUCUGUCUUUUCUGCCCAUGAUGGGGACCUCGGCUGCACUGACCUGAUAACUCACGACAUCCCCUUACUGGAUGAUAUUCCUGUCAGGCAGCGUUACCGGCGCAUACCACCGUCUGAGUACGAGGUGGUGAAGGAGCAUAUAAACCAGCUGCUCGAUGCUCAGGUGAUCAGGGAGAGCAAUAGCCCUUAUGGUUCCCCGAUUGUACUCGUGAAGAAGAAGGAUGGCAGCCUGCGAAUGUGUGUCGAUUAUAGACAACUUAACAGUAAGACCAGGAAGGAUGCGUUCCCCCUUCCACGCAUCGAGGAAUCUUUGGAUGCCCUGACUGGUGCCCGCUGGUUUUCUACUCUUGAUCUGGCCAGCGGGUAUAAUCAGGUCCCGGUUUCAGAGGCCGACCGUCCCAAAACAGCUUUUUGUACCCCUUUUGGCCUGUUUGAGUGGAAUCGCAUGCCCUUCGGGCUUUGCAAUGCCCCCAGCACAUUUCAGCGUCUGAUGCAGCGACUGUUUGGUGACCAACAAUGUCAGUCGUUGCUGCUCUAUUUGGAUGACAUUGUUGUCUUCUCCUCCACUGUUGAUCAACAUCUAGAGAGGAUGGAGUUGGUGCUGAGGCGGUUGCAGCAGCAAGGCCUCAAAGCUAAGCUUAACAAGUGUGCAUUCUUUCAGCGGGAAGUGCUGUACCUGGGCCAUGUGGUUUGUGAUAAAGGCGUUUCCACAGACCCCAGGAAGGUGGAAGUAGUGGCCAACUGGCAGCCUCCAUGUAACAUCUCCGAGCUGCGGUCAUUUCUCGGCUUUGCCAGUUAUUACCGACGCUUUGUGGAAGGUUUUGCCAAGUUGGCAGCCCCCCUUCACAGGCUGGUGGCCGAGCUGGGAGGCAAGAAGUCUAAGCCAACUGACCAGGCCCUUUUCGAGAGGUGGUCAGAGGAGUGCCACCAAAGCUUCGAGGCACUGAAGGCGAAGCUGAUCCAGGCACCAGUGCUGGCAUAUGCAGACUUCUCCUUGCCCUUCAUCCUGGAAGUGGAUGCAAGCUUUGGGGGCCUCGGCGCUGUGCUUUCACAAGAGCAGGAUGGGAAGGUUAGACCGAUAGCUUAUGCUAGCCGAGGUUUAAAGCCCACAGAGCGCAACAUGUCCAACUAUAGCUCCAUGAAGCUAGAGUUUUUGGCCCUUAAGUGGGCCAUGACAGAGAAGUUUAGGGAGUACCUGCUGGGCCACAAGUGUAUCGUAUACACUGACAAUAAUCCCCUCAGUCACUUGUCUUCAGCUAAGCUAGGUGCUACAGAGCAGCGUUGGGCUGCCCAGUUAGCAUCCUUCGACUUUGAAAUAAGGUAUCGCUCUGGGAGGAGCAACAAGAAUGCAGACGCUCUAUCUCGCCAGCAUCUGCCGGAGCCAUCAGCCCUGGAGGCCAUGGUUCCUGGCACACCACUCCCUGAGCCGCUGCAGCAGGCUUUGGGGCAUGCACCGACGGGAGUCACGCAGGCUGCUGUAGUUGCCCUGCCACAUCACACACCCUCUGAUCUUCAGGCCCUACAGGAAGCAGAUCCGGUUUUGCAGGAGAUCCUGGGGUUCUGGAGACGGAAGCGGCGACCUGAGGUGCAGGAGCGGAGACAACUAUCUCCUCCCGCUUUGGCGUUGAUCCGUCAAUGGGACCGGUUGGUCGAGAGUGAUGGGAUCCUGUACCGGAAGGUCUUCCGGCCCGAUGGGGCCGAGAUGAUGCUGCAGUUGUUGCUACCUGUUGCUUUAAAGGAAGAGGUGCUUACGCAGGUUCAUCAGGGCCAUGAUCACCAGGGGGUAGAGAGAACUUUGGGGCUACUGCGGCAGCGGUGUUACUGGCCAGGCAUGUCCUCUGAUGUGGCCCAGUGGUGUCAGGCUUGUGAAAGGUGCCAGGUUGCCAAAGACAACCAACCAGCAGCUCGGGCCUUUAUGGGGCAUUUGCUGGCAUCUCGCCCUAAUGAGAUUUUGGCCAUGGAUUACACUGUCCUGGAGCCGAGUCAUAAUGGCCUGGAAAAUGUGCUCAUUAUGACCGAUGUUUUCAGCAAAUACACGCUUGCUGUACCUACUCGGGAUCAGAGAGCCGCUACGGUGGCUCAGGUUUUGGUUUCAGAGUGGUUCUUUAAGUUCGGGGUCCCUGCCCGUAUACAUUCAGACCAGGGCCGUAACUUCGAGAGCUCCCUUAUUCAACAGCUCUGUAACCUCUAUGGCAUCCAGAAAUCCCGUACCACUCCUUACCAUCCAGCUGGUAAUGGCCAGUGUGAGCGCUUCAAUCGCACCCUCCACAACCUACUGCGAACCUUGCCAGUGUCCCGUAAACGAGAUUGGCACUCCUGCUUGCCACAGGUCUUGUACUCCUACAACACCACUCCCCACCAGGCCACGGGGGAGUCCCCAUUCUAUUUGAUGUUUGGGCAAGAACCUAGACUCCCAGUGGACUUCCUGUUGGGUAGAGUCCCAGAUCCUGUUGGCGGCGACAUUCAUGAGUGGGUUCAGGAGCACCAGGCUCGGUUACAGGUGGCCUUUGAAGGGGCCCGAGAAAGGUUGAGGGUCGCGGCUGAACGCAGGAAGAAAAACUAUGACCGACAUGUUCAAGAUGCACCGCUGAUGGAAGGCCAGUUGGUGCGGUUGCGGGAUUUUAGUGUGCGAGGCCGUCAGAAAAUCCAAGAUCUCUGGGGCCCUGUGGUUUACAGAGUGGUGAGAGCACCGACCGGCGGAGGGUCGGUAUACACCAUUGCGCCUGUUGACGACCACACCAAAGCCAGACAGGUCAAUCGCGCACUGUUAAAGGCAGUGGUUACUACUGCCCCUACUGGUAGUGCCCAAACUCCUUGUUCACCGCCUAAUGACCUGCCUCAGUCAGAAGAUGAACUAUCAGGUGACGAGGAUUUGUUUCUGCUGGGACAGGAGGCCUCCCGAGCAGCUCCGGCUCCAACAGCCGCAGCGCCCCACACGACUCCCCAGUCGCUGUCCACACCACCAGAAUCUGAUCCUACUGUACCCGGUAACGGGCCGCCCGUUUUGCUGGCUGUGCCUUCCGUCACCCUCGAGGUCCCCAGUGGAACAACAAUACGACGGACCGCACGGUCAACUGCUGGUCGACACCCCAACGUCCAUCGUUUACCACGAUCAGUCCAGGAGCCCGUCCAAGGGGCUGCGGACCCCUCUGACUUGGCCUCUAGUACGAGGCUGAGCGUGGCGGUGGUGGUGCAGGUGUUCCCGGGUGGUGGUCUCCUUCCUGUGUGA